This is a messenger RNA of Daphnia carinata, 1769 nucleotides long. RefSeq names its product galactose-1-phosphate uridylyltransferase-like (gene Galt). The record is from RefSeq and is a predicted model, not a curated record. Gene Ontology annotation, biological process: beta-D-galactose catabolic process via UDP-galactose, Leloir pathway. Bases 294 to 1361 code for a protein of 355 amino acids. Lineage: Eukaryota; Metazoa; Arthropoda; Branchiopoda; Diplostraca; Daphniidae. Gene Ontology annotation, molecular function: UDP-glucose:hexose-1-phosphate uridylyltransferase activity; zinc ion binding. The transcript is spliced from 6 exons. Gene Ontology annotation, cellular component: cytoplasm.
UCGGUUAUCGGAAACGGAACAACAAUAUAGAAUUUGGGGAAAAAAUGUGCGUGAGGAUAAUUCUUAAGUUAAGAUUACGUUCCACGCAUGGCAGAGUGCACAUAAAAUUUUCCCGGAACACCUGCUGUGUCUGCCAAAUUUUCAGUUUCCGUAUUAGUCACUUAAUAUUUUCUGACGUCAUGCAGCUGGCAGGUUGAAUACGACGUGGCGAUCGAAUAACAAGUGAUAGAACCUAAAUAUCUAAAAAGGAUUGCUGCCUUUUUCAGUGACUAAUAGUCACGUGAUUCGCAAGAAUGGAGUUCAACUUCACAGAACACCAGCAUGUUAGGUAUAAUCCUCUUAAAGGUGAAUGGAUUUUGGUGUCACCUCAUCGUCUAAAGAGGCCUUGGAGUGGUCAGGUUGAAUCAACUCAUGAAGACCCAAUCCCUCCUUUUGAUCCAAACAAUCCACUUUGUCCCGGAGUUAAAAGGCCUAAUGGUGAGAUAAAUGCAGAGUAUGACUCAACCUUUGUGUUUGAGAAUGAUUUCCCCGCCCUAUUACCUGAUAUCCCUGAAGCAAGUGGUGCUAGCCAAACAAACGAAGAACUGUUCAAGUUCGAACCUGCUAGGGGAACUUGUCGUGUCAUGUGCUUUCAUCCCAGAUCUGACCUGACAAUUCCAUUGAUGAGCAUAGAAGAAAUCAAAGCCAUAAUUCACGAAUGGAUUAAGCAAGGGACAGAGUUGGGCGUCAAAUACGAUUGGGUGCAGAUAUUCGAAAAUAAAGGCGCCAUAAAUGGCUGCUCCAACCCGCAUCCGCACUGUCAGAUAUGGGCAUCGUCUUUUAUGCCCAACGAGCCGAGGAUCAAAGACGUGUACCAGCGGGAAUACUACGAAGCGCACGGAAGACCUUUGCUACUCGAUUACGUCAAUGCCGAGUUGAAGAAGCAGGAGAGGAUCGUUGUGCAGAAUCAUCAUUGGUUAGUUGUAGUUCCGUGGUGGGCAACUUGGCCGUACGAGACGCUUUUGGUUCCUCUGCGUCACGUGACACGGAUGUGCGAUUUGACGUCGGAGGAGAUCCACUCAUUGGCUGAAAUAAUGAAACGGCUAACAACAAAGUACGACAAUUUGUUCCGAACUUCUUUCCCGUAUUCCAUGGGGUGGCACGGAGCGCCGACUGGUCGCAAGGCCAACUCCAACAAUGAACACUGGCAGUUGCACGCGAUGUAUUAUCCGCCGUUGCUGCGCUCCUCCACCGUCAAGAAAUUCAUGGUCGGGUACGAGAUGCUUGGCCAGGCGCAGAGAGAUUUAACUGCAGAACAAGCGGCUCAAAAGCUGUUCAGUCAACCGGACGUCCAUUACAAAGCCGAUGAAAAUGUGAAAUAGAAAAAAAAUCGUCAUCGUUUUGUUUGGAGUACAGAACAUUGAUAGCCACAUGAAAAACGGAUGCAAGUACUGCUGUGGUUUCCCGCAAAGGAAAAAAUAGCUAUCCAGUUGCUGGCUGCCUCCUUUUAUAUCUUAUCCGGAAAUAAACGGAUUGUUUAUUGAUUGGUUUCAAUUAUUCGAGAGAAGAGGCCGGGAGGGAGAAAAAAAAAAUGAGGAAAAACGAAAGAGAGAUUAAUCAAGCAAUUCUGGCAGUUAGUGACGUCUUUGCAAAGAUACGGUUUUGUGUGUUUGUGCCGAUGAUCGAUUUCUUUUCUCUCAGAAGAAAAUCCUUCAUGGCGGCUGUCUACGAUUUCCUAUUCUCAUGUCAUUCUCAUGGUUUCAUUUGAUACACUGGAUUAUUUACAUUUA